This is a messenger RNA of Alligator sinensis (Chinese alligator), 1865 nucleotides long. RefSeq names its product apelin (gene APLN). Gene Ontology annotation, molecular function: hormone activity; apelin receptor binding. The record is from RefSeq and is a predicted model, not a curated record. NCBI's taxonomy places the organism in Eukaryota, Metazoa, Chordata, Crocodylia, Alligatoridae. Bases 61 to 252 code for a protein of 63 amino acids. Gene Ontology annotation, biological process: signal transduction. The transcript has 3 exons.
UGAGACUCCUUUGCUCUUCCUGUACAAAUCCAUUCUCCUGGCCCUGUCGAGGAAAUCAGCAUGAGAAGGAGAGAGGAAACAGCAGGGCCCCUGGCUGAGGCACCAGAUGGAAAGGAUCCUGAGGAGGGGAACAUCCGUAACCUGGUGUACCCCAGAGGGGCACGGAAUGGAGCAGGACACCGGCAGAAUGGCUGGCGAAAGUACCGGCGGCCAAGACCUCGUCUCUCCCACAAGGGCCCCAUGCCUUUCUAACACGGGGUUGCUUCUGCCUCCCCCUACCCUCCUGAGGCCCAUCACAGUUGUCCUCUCUGCUUCAUAGACUGGUUUGCUUGUCUUGGAGCCCUGAGUAUGGGAACUUCAACCUGCUGAUGUGUGCAGUCCUCUCCUGAUUGCCAGUUUGCCCAUGUAGCUGUUCUAUCUGGAGUUGUCAGCACCAUGAAACUGCCCCCUACUCCCACCCCCUCUCAAAUGUGAGCUGCUUGAUGGGGCAGGCAUUCCUGUCUCCUCUGAAGAUUCAUUGCCCAGAUAGUGCAGCAGGGGGACAUCUCUCUCUUUCCCCUGCUUCUUGCUGGGGAGGUUCCCUGCCUUGCUCAGACCCCUGCAAGGGAGCACCACCCUAUGAUCCUCUGAUUAUGUAAGCACUUACAGCCUCCUCUUAAAAAGCUGCCCUUGCUUCUGUGCCUUGCUCUUUAGGCUGGCAGAGCCUUGGGUGGAGGAGCCUGCAACUGCAUUGGGGAUGGCUUCAUUGCUGCAGCUCUGAAGGUAGCUCAUAGUAGAGGUGGGGGUUUUGGCUGACAGGAGAAGGCCAUUGAGGCUGAGGAGCAUUUCCAUCAGAUGGAGAAACCCCUUAUGGGUUCCAAGGAAUGGCUUUUUGUUCCAUCCUGACUGAGCUGUACACACUUGUCUAAAUGUGCUGUCAAGUAACUUCAGCUUGUUGGGUCUAUUUAUUCUUAUGGUGCUACGCCAGCACCAGUGUCAUUGAAAGCCACCUCCCCCUCUUUUCCCCUUCUCCCUCCCCCCACCUCAGGUUAGAGAACAAGUCAGGGUUUGGUGUCAGAGACCGAGUGGGAGGAGCAAGCAGUCAGGUCAGUGGUUUGCACCGACUCUUCUGGGUCACUGGAGACAGGGCUGUGAUGAGCCCUAUGCAGUGACCAGGCUGUGGAGUACUCUAGACUCCUUGGGGUACAGCCUCACAGAGCUUGGAGUGUUUUCCCACUGCCAUGUGGCUCUGCCUGUGCUGUGUGAUCAUAAGGUCCCUAUGGAGAGAUACUGUAUGUGAUGGGAGGGAGUGAAGGAUUAGUCCCUUUAAAAGGGGCCUUCCUCUGGGCACUGCACCAGAGCAUAGGAAGCUUUGCAUCCUUGUCACUUGGGAUUCCAGGACCCUGCCUUGUGCUGCUGCAGUAUGAUGCUGGCCCUGGAACCCUUGUCCCUGCACAAGGGGUGGAACAAGGUUUCUCAAGGGAGAGGAGAUCUGGAGUGGACACUGGCUAAUCCAGCAAGGAGCUUGCUGCCCCGACUUCCUUGUUUAGGAGUGUCUUCCCCUUUGGGAUCUCAGUUCCAAUCACUCUGAAGUCACUCAAGGGCCAUGGAACUGAGUGAGUGAGAGUGGCAUGGCCCAGUGGAGCCAUGGGUAUGCCAAGCAGGGAAAAAGCUGGCUCUUGAGUAAUGUUUCAGGUGGCUGUCAAUGAUUCUUUGUAUAAUACUAAUUUAUACCAAGUGGGAAUGCCUUACUCUGUACAACUGUUCCCUGUUGGUAACUGUCUUCUGUGUCUGUAAAGAUUGUUCUGUGUAAAUACAUCUUUAUAAUAAAGAAUUAUGAUGUCAGUAAGCCCUUAUUUCUGGAGGUGCAGACAAUAUUUAUUUCU